Messenger RNA from Oncorhynchus keta (chum salmon), 6000 nucleotides. RefSeq names its product ectodermal-neural cortex 1 (gene enc1). NCBI's taxonomy places the organism in Eukaryota, Metazoa, Chordata, Actinopteri, Salmoniformes, Salmonidae. The record is from RefSeq and is a predicted model, not a curated record. Gene Ontology annotation, molecular function: protein binding. Bases 765 to 2540 code for a protein of 591 amino acids. The transcript is spliced from 5 exons.
UGUUGGGGUGGUGCUGGAGAUGAUGACUAUGAAGUUGGAGAAUGGUGACGUUUCCCAUUAAGGAAGUUGACUUCAUGGAAAUCAAAUGUAGCCUAAUAUAAAUCAUAUUGUGUGCAUUUUAUCAUCCAGUAGGCCUCGUAUGGUGUGCAAACAAAUGUGAACUCACGUCUACAUUACAGUGGAGGCAGGCAGGCUAUGGGCUAUUUAGGCCUUCUGACCUGAUCAGGAUACCAUUUGUCUGUUGAGCGUCUGUUUGUAAUAAAGGGCACAGUUCUGCAGACUACUUUGCAUAGCUUUACCUCUCCCACUCCGCUUCCUCCACACGAGGACGAUCCUCCCCCUUUCUCACUAUAAACACACCCAUUGAUUUUACGAAGGGAAGACCCGACUCAACGGAGCGCACGGUAUGCACUAUCGACAUAGAACUCCUAUAGGAUCAGAAGCAAGUCUGGAGUCAGUCCGCGAGCGCAACCCUUUAUCUUUAUUCCUUCAAACUGGACGGAACGACGAAUGUUGAACUGGAGAUCUCAUCACUGAACGACACAUGUGGAUGAGUCGAGUCCAUUGACAUCUAUAUAGGGAUAGAAAUAUUGUCCAGAUCCUUUCCAAAUAAGGCUAUUCCUUUUUGAGGAACCAAAGACGCGCAUUCUCCCAAGCACAGGUGGCUUGCUUGAACCAGCAUCGUGGCUACUCUUCCAGCAGUGGCAUGUUCGAGGGAUAAAGCAGACACAAUUGAACUCCUACUUUCACCCAAAGAGGAUUCAAUGAAAAUGUCUGUGUGCGUCCAUGAGAACCGCAAGUCGCGUGCCAGCACCGGCUCCAUGAACAUCUACCUGUUCCACAAGUCGUCGUACGCCGACAGCGUCCUGAUGCACCUGAACACACUGAGGCAGCAACGUCUCUUCACCGACGUCCUCCUCCACGCCGGGAGCCGCUCUUUCCCCUGCCACCGUGCCGUGCUGGCCGCCUGCAGCCGCUACUUCCAGGCUAUGUUCUCUGGAGGUCUCCGGGAGAGCCAGGCCAGCGAGGUUGACUUCAGGGACUCCAUCCACCCUGAGGUCCUGGAGCUGUUAUUAGACUACGUCUACUCCUCUCGCGUGGUCAUCAACGAGGAGAAUGCAGAGUCUCUGCUGGAGGCCGGGGACAUGCUGGAGUUCCAGGACAUCCGGGAUGCCUGUGCCGAGUUCCUGGAGAGGAACCUGCACCCGUCCAACUGCCUGGGCAUGCUGCUGCUGUCCGACGCCCACCAGUGCACCAAGCUGUCUGAGUUGUCCUGGGCCAUGUGCCUCAGCAACUUCCCCGCCAUCUGCAAGACAGAGGACUUCCUGCAGCUCCCCAAAGACAUGGUGGUGCAGCUCCUGUCCCACGAGGAGCUGGAGACAGAGGACGAGAGGCUGGUCUAUGAGGCCACCCUCAACUGGGUCAACUACGACCUGGAGAGGAGGCACUGUCACCUGCCGGAGCUGCUGCAGACCGUCCGCCUGGCACUGCUCCCCGCCAUCUUCCUCAUGGAGAACGUGUCCACAGAGGAGCUGAUCAACGCCCAGUUAAAGAGCAAGGAGCUGGUGGACGAGGCCAUCCACUGCAAACUGAAGAUCCUCCAGAACGACGGGGUGGUGAACAGCCCCUGCGCCCGGCCCAGGAAGACCAGCCACGCCCUGUUCCUCCUGGGAGGACAGACCUUCAUGUGUGACAAGCUGUACUUGGUGGACCAGAAGGCCAAGGAGAUCAUCCCCAAGGCGGACAUCCCCAGCCCCAGGAAGGAGUUCAGCGCCUGCGCCAUCGGCUGUAAUGUCUAUGUGACCGGCGGGAGGGGCUCAGAGAACGGUGUGUCCAAAGACGUGUGGGUCUAUGAUACUGUGCAUGAGGAGUGGUCCAAGGCAGCGCCCAUGCUCAUUGCCCGCUUCGGCCACGGGUCAGCCGAGCUGAAACACUGCUUGUACGUGGUUGGAGGACACACGGCCGGCACCGGCUGCCUCCCCGCCUCACCCUCGGUGUCCCUGAAACAGGUGGAGCAGUUCGACCCGGCGGCCAAUAAGUGGACCAUGGUGGCGCCGCUGAGGGAAGGUGUGAGCAACGCGGCGGUGGUCAGCGUCAAGCUGAAACUCUUCGCCUUCGGCGGAACCAGCGUCACCCAUGACAAACUUCCCAAGGUGCAGUGCUACGACCCGCAGGAGAAUUGCUGGAUGGUUCCCGCCUCCUGCCCGCAGCCCUGGCGCUACACUGCCGCCGCCGUCCUCGGCAAUCAGAUCUUUGUGAUGGGCGGGGACACAGAGUUCUCGGCGUGCUCGGCCUAUAAGUUCAGCAGCGAUACCUACCAGUGGACUAAAGUGGGAGACGUGACGGCUAAGAGGAUGAGCUGCCAGGCCGUAGCGUCAGGUAACAAACUGUAUGUGGUGGGGGGCUACUUUGGCACACAGCGGUGUAAGACUCUGGACUGUUAUGACCCGACGCUGGAUGCUUGGAACAGCAUCACUACCGUACCCUACUCCCUCAUCCCCACUGCCUUCGUCAGCACCUGGAAACAUCUUCCAGCCUGACCUGCAUGGCAUUCUGGGAUAACCCCACAUCUCCAUCCCAACCCCCCUCUCAUGAGAUUUCUCUGUUUUGCAUCAUCCACUGGAUUCCAGCUGUGAAGAUAGAAUCACACUCUAACUUCCUGUCUGUGCAAUAAAAAAAGACUUUCUAAUUUUCUUCAUGACAAAAACUGAACCAUUGUAUAAGUGUGAAAACACACGAUCCGCCCUAAUGCUACUGUGAGUUUACAGACGUUUAAAGAACCAUCAAUGCUCCUGAGAGGACCUUGUACACAGAAUGAUGUCAAUGAUGUCAUAUCGUUUCUGAGAGAGAGGUUUGGACGUUAUUCAUGCAAACAAACCCAACAACCUGCUGCUUGUACUGUAAGAUCCAACAACCUGCUGAUUGUCCUGUAAAAUCCAACAACCCCCUAAUCCCAGUGUACUAUCGGCAUACCGCGCCUGUGCGUCUCAGCCUUCCAUGAAAGACCCAUCAACAUAUCAGUCAGUCACACACUCACACAGCCUGGAUUUCUUUCCGUUCAAUCAUGAAAUGCUUGUACUACGGACUAUGUCUUUGCUCUUCUCACUCUGAUAAUUCUGUGAUAUGAAAUUUGAAAAAUGAAGAAGAAGAAACAUUCUCUGCACAGGGCCUUUAAUGUAAUAGCAUGAAGGAGCACCUGUUUGGACAUAGGAUACAUGAGAGAGGAGAGUGACCAGACUCCUCUUCAGCUUGAUUAUGAGCAGCUGAUCCAUAAACAGUUCUCUCCCUAGUGUAUCUGAGACUUUAGAGUCUUCUUGUUCCAGUUGUUCUGCCCUCGCCAAGGAAGAGGAGAGAGAAAGACAGAGAUUGACAACCUCCUCCCCUCCUCUUCCUGUCCCCAUCACCUAGUAGGCGUUUGGGGUUUAAAACGUUGUAAUGGGUGUUGGAAGUUCCUCUUUGGCAGUUUGCUAGUGAGACCUGGCUCUAGCUGUCACUACGUGUUGUGAGGACUUGAAGUUCCAGCUGAGUCUGAGAGGGGAGUUGGGGAGAGGGUGAAGGAGGGUCAUGUCCUGACAUGUCUACCGAUGUAAAGUUACCACCCCCUUUCGCCCUGCCUCCCCCAACGCCAUUCUUGCUGUAGGUCACUACACUGUCCUGACCCAAAAUAACAAUAAUCAAAGAAGAGAAGUGGACAAUGCAACAUAGAACUGAAGAAAAUGCUAAUUCAAGCUCAGUUGGACACUAAGGGCUCGAUUCAAUCUGUAGUGCUGAAUAUCACUAUUACAGCGUGAUUGAAAUUGAAAGGCAAUGUUUCCAUGUUCGCGGAGACUGCAUUCACGGUAAUAGCUGCAUAUGUCGGCUCAAUCAGAAAUUACCUUUAAAAUGUUAAGCUUCCUUUACGGAUUGCAUCCAGCCCUGAAGGGUUUGCUCUUGCACACUAUUUACUGUUUGUUCCGAAGUCAUUCCAAUGAGCAGUAUUGUUGGAUCACUGAUGGAUACAUUUUCUACUUUGCCUAGAAGAUUAUUCUGAAGUCUUCAGAGCAUGUACCAUGGAUAUGGGGACUCAAGUAUGAUUGGCAUGAUGAACUUCUCUGGCCAAGUGCAUCUUGUUAACUUCCGAACCAAAACUGAAACGUAAUACAUUCAUGUCUUAUCUUGCUCUAGUGUAUCAUGUUUCAUAAGUCUUAAUUUAUACAAAAAUUACUUUACUUUAUUUAUUGUUUCUCUGCCUGCAUUCAUUUCCAGGUAAAUUAAUGUAGAACUUUUUAAGGGUAAAUCAUGCAUGACCCUUGUUAUAGAUGCUCUAUUUUAUUGUUUAUCCUUUGGUCUGCUUUUUUUGCACAGUUCAGUUUCUCCCAAAGUGCAACCUGUUCCAACCAUAUGGUCAGUGAGGUGAACAGGUCCUAGGUCUGGGGUUAGGAGUCAGUAUACGGAUGGACACUUAGAUUACCUAGAGUGUAAGUGGCCAGUGGGUGGGAAUGUGUUUGUUUUAGAGGUGGACUCUGGGUAGAGUAACAUCUCACAUUUAAAUGUGGACUGCUAUGAGGCAUAUCUGCUUUAUUUUAAGUCCCACACUCAAAUAUUCAAUAUUCUGACUUGAGACGAGCGUAUGUAGCUCAGACUUCUGUGUACAUCAUUUAUCAAUGUCAACGGGAGACUUGCAUGAAAAAUACAAGCUAAGCAUGUAGAUCUCAAGUCAGAAUACUGACAUUUUACUGUAGUGUGAGUGUGAAGAUAAGGAGGAGGAUGUGUAGUUAACUGAAUCCUGUAAAUGUAAAGGGCAGUCAGACACCGCAGUGCUCUUCACCAUAUGGGCACUGAUGUAUGGGAGGGAAUAUGACAGGGGAGAGUUCCAAAGACCAAAGAGAAUGUCUUAAAUACUUGCAUCCACAGUUUUGUACCAGUAGUUGAUUUCUGGAUGUUUUUGUCUGUUUGUCUGUCUGGGUGGCCAAAAUAUUGACAUGUACAGUUUAGCAUGAUGAAAUCAUUGUCAAGGUCAACAUAAAAGCUAACAGUUGUAUAGAUUUUCCCAGGCAGGAUGUGUUCUGGGUGGAUUCAGUGAAUGGCCUCAAUCCCUUGUAUUCCACAUUCCUUUUUGAUUAUUUGAGCCACCCAAACAUCCCAGCCCUCCUCACAGCCCAACUUCCACCUCCCAGCCCUCCUCACAGCCCAACUUCCACCUCCCAGCCCAACUUCCACCUCCCAGCCCACCUCCCAACCCUCCUCACAGCCCAACUUCCACCUCCCAGCCCUCCUCACAGCCCAACUUCCACCUCCCAGCCCACCUCCCAACCUUCCUCCCACCUCCCAGCCUACCUCCCAGCCAAACUCCCACCUCCCAGCCAAACUCCCAGCCCACGUCCCAGCUCCCAGCCCAGCUACCAGCCCAGCUCCCAGCCCAACUCCCACCUACCAGUCCACGUCCCAGCCCAACUCCCAGCUACCAGUCCACGUCCCAGCCCUCCUCCCAGCCCAACUCCCACCUCCCAGCCCAACUCCCAGCCCAACUCCCACCUCCCAGCCCAACUCCUAGGGCUACAAAAGCACAAACUGUUUAAGGAAUUCUGUGGAGAACUCAUUGGCGCCUUGAUGUCGACCCCCUAACCAACCAACCCACAGAACACUGCACCUUUCUCCUCACCAAUCAGAUAAGAGGGUUCCUUUUAAAACAUAAGUUACCCUGGCAACAGUCAACAGUGAGUGCCCCUCCAAUUUACAAGUGAUUGUUCAGUGUCAUAUUUUCCCUCUCAUUUCCCUUUUUGCCCCCUCUCUCUUCCCGCCUUAGUGAUUCACCCCGCUUACGUGUAGUGUGUUCUGACUGGCUUGCUGUAGGCAUUCACCAAAAUGAUGGAAACUUCUUUAUAAACACUUUUAAUGUGCAUUUGCUUUCAUUUUUUCUGUCAUGUUUAAAUAUUUUAUAACAUUGUUUGUACAUGUGACCGAUUUUUUUUCACAGUGAAAUUCAUGGCAAAAUAAAUGAGUUUUUCCUCUCUACUGUAA